Messenger RNA from Hevea brasiliensis (rubber tree), 1673 nucleotides. Its product is annotated as homeobox protein knotted-1-like LET12. Gene Ontology annotation, molecular function: DNA binding. Gene Ontology annotation, biological process: regulation of DNA-templated transcription. The transcript is spliced from 6 exons. The record is from RefSeq and is a predicted model, not a curated record. Gene Ontology annotation, cellular component: nucleus. The coding region runs from base 190 to 1236 and encodes 348 amino acids. Lineage: Eukaryota; Viridiplantae; Streptophyta; Magnoliopsida; Malpighiales; Euphorbiaceae.
UCCUUCAUCUUCUUUUGUCAAAACCAAAAAACACAGGCUCUCUCUGUAAAACUCCAUUGAAGAGCCAACACAAGCAGCUCUGCUCCUAUGUCCUCACCAGCAUAGAACCUACCCCUUUGUUUUUCUCUUCUUCUGGGUUGUUGCUUUCUUCUCAAAUGUUGUGGUGAAAGUGCUUCCUUGGGCACAAAAAUGGCUUUUCAAGAUCAUAUUUCACACGAAAUCGCUUUUCAGUCACCACUAUCUGCGUCUGCCUCUUCCUCCGCCUCUGCUGGCCCUGCGUGGCUUAGCAACGCUGUUCUCCGUCUUAACGACGACGUUUUGGGUCGGAACCAAAGCGAGAAAGGCGACCACAAUAAUAAUAACAACGGUGGCGAGGAUGAGUUGAUAGAUGGUGGCGUUGGUGGUGGGGAUAAUUGGGAGAGGGCGAAAUGCAAAGCGGAGAUAUUGGGUCAUCCGCUUUACGAGCAGUUGCUAGCAGCGCAUGUCGCUUGUUUGAGAAUAGCGACGCCGGUGGACCAGCUGGCUAGGAUCGACACGCAGCUGGCUCAAUCGCAGGAAGUGGUGGCUAAGUAUUCUGUGCUUGGGAACGGUCAAGUGGUGGACCAGAAAGAGCUUGAUCAGUUUAUGACACAAUAUGUUCUAUUACUCUGUUCCUUCAAAGAUCAAUUGCAACAACAUGUGCGAGUUCAUGCUAUGGAGGCUGUAAUGGCUUGUUGGGAGCUUGAGCAAUCGCUGCAAAGCUUGACAGGUGCAUCACUGGGUGAAGGCACGGGUGCAACAAUGUCUGAUGAUGAUGAUGACCAGGCAGACAGUGACGCCAACUUGUAUGAUGGAAGUCUGGAUGGGCCAGAUUGCAUGGGAUUUGGUCCUCUUGUCCUCACUGAAAGUGAGAGGUCAUUGAUGGAGCAUGUAAGGAAAGAAUUAAAGCAUUCACUGAAACAGGGUUACAAAGAGAAGAUUGUGGACAUUAGAGAAGAAAUUCUACGCAAGAGAAGGGCUGGAAAAUUACCGGGAGAUACCACUUCUCUCUUAAAAGCUUGGUGGCAAUCACAUUCUAAGUGGCCGUAUCCAACUGAGGAAGACAAAGCAAGAUUAGUUCAGGAAACAGGCUUGCAGUUAAAGCAGAUAAAUAACUGGUUCAUAAACCAAAGAAAAAGAAACUGGCAUAGCAACCCGUCAGGAUCUACUACGAAGAGCAAGCGCAAGAACACUGCAGGUGAAAAUAGUGAUGAAUAAGGGGAAAAACUUGAUCCAAGACUACUAUUUUUGCUGCCCUUACCUGGAGAAGUUCAUAAUCAUAGCAUCAGAGCACCUCAGGAGCCACUGCAAUGAGAAGGAAUCUAUGUAUAAGAAUAGCUUAAAAGUUCUGUUUGGAUGUCUUUCACUUGCCUAUACAGGAAAGCUAAGCCUAGUAAAAGAAGCUACAAUUCUAAGAGAUGGAUUAAACCCAGCUCACUUGUUAAUUCAGGUUGACAGGUACAUGGUUGAAGACAUGCUGUUGCAUGUAUGUCCUUGUUUUUAAACCAUAAGCAACUGAUAUUGUUUGGAUAGCUUAUUUUUGUGCUACAGGCCUGUAAUUUUGUAGUAUUUGGUUUAUGUUCCUUCGUCUGUGAUGAAAAUAUGGAUAUGGCUAUAAGUUCUUGGUUUAUAAUGUAAUUAUCCUUGUUUUAUAA